AUGAAACUUGAGCGAGAGAGCCUUACAUCAAACAUAGGCGAGCUUCAAGCUCGUAUUGAACAACUUGAAGCUACUGUGGCGCAACAAGCACAGGAAUUAGAAUCACGGCGAGCUGAGAUUGAGCAUCUCAACCAAGCUCAAGCACAAUGGGCCGAUACGUGUGCUAUAUGCUUGAUAGAUGGAGACGGCUACAUAUUUGACAAGAAACUAUUAGUGAACGGUUAUGAAGGAGGGAGAGAAGCAGCAGCGUCCUUAACGAAACAGCUCCAUCAGGACCUUGGCAAUGCAUCGACUGGUCUCUGGAUAUGUGUCUACUACAAUCAUCUGGGUCUGAAGAAAGUCCUAUCUAGAGCACAGAUAGUCUCCGAAGCUGUGUUUGACGAUUUUUGUGAUGGGUUUCGCUCGUCCUCUCAGCUCAUCCAUAUGAUGGAUGUUGGAAGGAGAAAAGAGGCCGCUGAUGAGAAGAUUAAAGAGAUGUUACGUAUGUUUACCGCAGCUCCUCAGACAAAGAUAGUAUACUUUGGAGGAGGGCAUGAUUCUGGAUAUGCAGGUGCCCUAUCUCGGUAUCAAAAUCUGGGCCUCGAAGACAAGAUCGUGAUUCUCAAAGGCUACGAUGCAAUCGCAUACGAUCUUAGGAAUCUUCCUUUUAGAAUCAUGGAUAUAGAAGGGUUAUUCAUGUCAGAAAAAGUUGAACUUGAUGCCCAGCUAGACAACCAGGCUCAAGUUUCGCAACGCACACUGGGAUAUGCAAGCAGCAACCGGACUACACUACCCGCCACGGCCUCUUAUGCAUUGGCAGCUACCUUAGGGGUACCGUUCGCGGUGAAAUCUCGUUCUCCUAGUCCUAGUCAUGUGCGACACACCUCUCGGGAUGCGGGAAAAGGCGGGCAACGCCGAAUCGAUAUAUUGAGGCCCUUGCAUAAGCAGACACCAAGUAUAUGCAAUUACUAUGUCUUAUCAUCUCGUGGAUGUCGCAAUGUACGUGCAGCACCGCAAUACAUGCGCCUUUAA
Rhizoctonia solani is the source of this 1011-nucleotide messenger RNA. RefSeq lists its product as uncharacterized. The record is from RefSeq and is a predicted model, not a curated record. Lineage: Eukaryota; Fungi; Basidiomycota; Agaricomycetes; Cantharellales; Ceratobasidiaceae. The transcript is spliced from 6 exons. Bases 1 to 1011 code for a protein of 336 amino acids.